Messenger RNA from Drosophila serrata, 588 nucleotides. RefSeq lists its product as uncharacterized. The record is from RefSeq and is a predicted model, not a curated record. NCBI's taxonomy places the organism in Eukaryota, Metazoa, Arthropoda, Insecta, Diptera, Drosophilidae.
AUAUUUAACGUAAAUAGUUAUUCACAAAACACACGUCAACUAGAUCGCACGGCAAUUAAUACAUUAUAGAAAAAUGUUGAAGCUGGAUACCAAACCUGGCAUUAUACUCUCAGGAAUUGCAUCUAUAGGAUUUACAAUUGGCUAUCUAGCUGUGGCGGACGACUAUUUUUAUUAUCGUUCAGAUGGAAUGCUAGAAAUGGGCAAGCACAUCAGUUGCCUGGAGAUAUUGAGCAGCGUGACUUUAAUAGUUGGAGUUUUUAAGCGAAAUUUCAAAUUAUUUGUGCCAUGGAUGAUUUCCACGGGAUUGUUUAUCUACCUGAUGACUUACCAGUCCAUAAUAUUGCUGACCCUUACCAAUGAAUUUAUAUUCGUUCCUACCAUGUUGGCGCCAUUUACAGUGUAUCUCAGUUGUGCCCUUAUCGGCGUGAAGAAGGCAUUCGACAGGAUGCGCGAGGAUCAGCCAGAGUCGAAAAUAAGUGUUAUAGGAAAGAAGAAUAUCUUGAGUCCGUUUUAGGACAGGUAUUUUUAGCCUAUGUUAACUUAAAAAGCUUCUUCAUUUCACAGAAUAAAGGGGAACAUGUACAUGUA